Messenger RNA from Eimeria maxima, 2178 nucleotides. RefSeq lists its product as hypothetical. The record is from RefSeq and is a predicted model, not a curated record. Gene Ontology annotation, molecular function: protein binding. The transcript has 5 exons. Lineage: Eukaryota; Apicomplexa; Conoidasida; Eucoccidiorida; Eimeriidae. Bases 1 to 2178 code for a protein of 725 amino acids.
AUGACACCCACAACGGGCCCCCCAGCAGGUGCUCCUGCUUCCUCCAGCGAAACAGCAGCAGCUACUGAAGCAACACAAGUACAGCAGCAGCAGCAGCAAACUGGGAAUCCUGCACAGCAGCCAAACCCACCAGGCACACCGGUGCAGCAGCACUCUGACCCAGGGGGAGGCCAAACGCCAGCUGCUGCUCCUGCUGCUGCGGCUCCUGUUGCCCCUGCAGCAGCAGCAGGAGCAUCAUCAGAAGCUGCAACAGCAACAACAGCAGCACCCUUGACAGCAGGAGCAGCAGGCGUCGCAGCAGGAGCAGCACCAGCAGAUGGUGCCGCCGUGACACCUGCAGCAGGAGUAUCAGGACCAGAAGGAGUCCCAGCAACAGGAACAGGAACAGGAACAGCAACAACAACCGCAACACCAGCAGCAGAAACAUCACCUGCAUCUGCAUCUGCUGCUGCACCAACAACACCAGGUGUACCUGCAGCAUCAGCAGGAGAAACUCCAGCAGCAGCAGUUGCUGUACCAUCAGAAACAGCAACAACACCAGCAGCAGCAACACCAGCAGCAACAGCAGCAACAGCCACACCAGCAACACCAGCACCUGCAACACCAGCAGCAGCAGCAGCAGCAGCAGCAGGAGUUGCUGCUGCUGUUGCAGAGGCGAGUAUGGUGUCAGUGAAUAUUCCUCCAUUAAAUAGCAACGUGCAUGCAUUUAAUUGUAUAUGUGGUGAAUUAUAUUUAACAGAAGAAGAAUAUAAAAGAAUAGAAGAAGUAUUGAAUAAAAUAGGGAAUAAUAAUUCAUCAGGUUGUGGUGUAUGGAGACUGGUGGAGGUACACCCGGAGGGAGGAGGUGCAGCAGGAGGUGGCGGCAGCAGCAGCAGCAAAAAAUCAAAGAAAGGAGGAUCUAAGAGAGGUUCAGGUGUAUCUACAGUAUCAAUGGCAGCAAGUGAUAGACAACAGAGACGUCAAUCCUUAGCUAAUUAUUCAUCGCUCCCCCCUAAUGCAGCAGCAGGAGCAGCAGCAGCAGCAGCAGCACCAAUGCCGGAUCUGCCAAAGACUCGAUCAUCCCGUCGUCUCGGUACAGCAUCCUCCUCUUCCCCUUCUUCCUCUUCUUCUUCCUCUUCCUCUUCCUCUUCCUCUUCGUCCUCUUCCUCAUCAAUAGCAGGAGCAGGAGGAACAGGAGGAGGAGUAGGUGUUAUAGGUAUAGGAGGAGGUGUUACAACCCCACCAUUAGAUGGUGAUGAUUGGCAAGAACGCAUGCAGCGUAUAUUAUUAGAAUUAUGUCGUCAACCUGUAUGUUUACCAUUUUUACCUCGUGUAUCCCCGUCUGAUGGUCAUUAUAACGAAUUAGCAAGAAAAGUAUAUCCAGCUAUUCCUUUAAGCUUAGAGACUGUAUUAGAUAGACUAGAAAAAGGAGGUUAUUAUAAUAAUUCUAUUGAUGUAUUUAAUGAUAUUUAUACUGUAUUCUUAUGUGCAUUUCGUUACUAUGAACCUGGACAUCAAUACUGGAUGAUGGCUCAUGAGGCUGCAUUAGCAUUUACUCAAUUAACUCUUGGAGAACCUCUUCUUAAUAAUAAUAAUAAUAAUAAUAAUAAUAAUAAUAAUAAUAAUAAUAAUAAUAAUAAUAGCAGCAGCAGCAGCAGCAGCAGUAUUCAGGAUACUGCUGGUGGUGGUGGUGGUGGGGGUGGGAGAGGAGGAGGAGCAGGAGGAGGAGGAGGGGCAGGAAAUGAUGAAAAAUGGGAACUUGCUUCUGCUAAAAGUACUAAUAGAAAUUAUAAUAAAAAUAAAAAUAAAAAUAAAAAUACUGAAGCAAGCCGUCAGCGUUCUCGUGGAGGAGCAAAGGGAUAUGCGCCUAUGGAGGCAGCAGCAGAUACUCCCGUCACGGUAGAGGAAAGACAAACCUUCCAAGAACUACUUGCACAAUUAAGUAUGGAUGCACACUUUCAGUUAUAUAACACAUUUAAGGAUCGGGCUACUUGGGUUUCUUUUGAUACGGGAGAAGUUGAACUUGAUGAUGGAGCCACUAUGCCCUACGUAUUCAGGGAAAUGGUCCAAUGGUGCAGAGCACAGGUCCUUCAGCUGCAGCAACAAGGCGGCAGCAAUGCGCAUGCAGGAGCUGCUGCUGCUGGGACUCCACAAAUGCAGCAGCAGCCUGCAGCAGCAGCAGCAGAUGCAUCGAUCUAA